UGGUCAAAGAAAACUUGGCUUUCUGUAAGGCUUCUCUUGUGUUCUCUUUGCAGAUGAAGCACUUUGUCUUUGUGCUGUCCUACUAUGGCAUUGAGAUUCGAUUCCCAGCUGAAAUGCAGCGUUCCUGUUCCAGUCCAGGGCCCCCCAUUUUCUCCUCUCCCUUUCUUUUCCCAAGAUCUGAGCAGGUCUUUCCUGACCCAAGAGGAGCUAGUGGAUGCUUUGGAUGGGAGUCCGUAUGACCUGAAUGAACUUCUCAGCCCAGGACUCUUUGAGAGCAGCAAUUGCUCUAUGCCAGAUUCUUUACUGGUCAGAAGAAUCGUGUCGCAAGUUGAGUUCUACCUUUCAGAUGAGAACUUGUCCAAAGAUGCUUUCCUCCUGAAGCAUGUGCAAAAGAACAAGAUGGGGUUUGUGAGCAUUAAACUUCUCACAUCUUUCAAAAAGGUGAAAUAUUUAACCCGGGAUUGGCGAAUGACCCUUUAUGCUCUGCAGUUCUCUGAGCUGCUGGAAGUCAAUGAGGAAGGGACCAAGGUGAGGAGGAAGAAUCCUAUCCCAGAGUAUUUGGUGAACAUCCCUCCAAGCAAGAUGCUCCUGGCCUGGAAUGUCCUUCCAUAUGAAGAAACCAGCCCUACUUCACUUCUAUUUCAAGCAACCUUUCUGGAUACAAUCAUAAAGCUGUUUGGGCCUUUUGGUGACAUCACCUCCAUACGCAUUCUCAGGCCUGGCAAAAAACUCCCCUCAGACAUGAAGAAGUAUUCCUCUUGGUAUCCUGAGCUUUUAACCAGGUGUUGUGCAUUGGUGGAAUAUGAGAGUCUAGAGAGUGCCCGAAGGGCUUUUGAAGAGCUUGGCCGCAACCAGAUCUCUUCUCCUGGGGAAGCCAUCAAAGUGGUCAGCCUCUGUAGACGAGGUUCCAAAAAGAAGAAUGUGGCCAGUCAAGAAGAUAGUGAGGAGAUCGAAGAGGUACCAAAGCCUUUUAGAAAGUGGACCAAUGUGUUGUCAGAAGGCCUUCAGCACACCCUUGAAGACUCUUUUUUCUACAGUUCAUCCACAGAGUCAGACAGUACCCCAGUUUCUACUCCUAUCCUCCCUCGGAAUUUCUUUUCUGCUCCAGUCUGGCCUACAACUAAGCUCUGCAACUCGGCAGGCCAGGCCUUCAGACCAAAUUUCUUCAGCAUACCGUACGCAGGCCCUCUUCAACUGCGCAAACCAUUGGCAUGGCCACUGUGCCCCUCACUUCUUUCUGCACCAAAAUUGGGCUCAUCAGAAUUGCAGAAAUCCACUGACUCCUGCUGGGGCAACGGAGUAGGUACGGAAAACUUGUGGACACCAAAGAGGCGUGCACCAGCCUGUGAUCAACUACUCUCACAGAAACCAGAGCCCUUGAGCCCACUAGCUGCUUCCAAGAGGAUCUGUGAAUCUCGAGGUGUCCACCCUGAAGUGAUCCGCCUUCCUCAAGGGCCUGAUGGCACCAGGGGGUUCUACAAUACCAUUGGGAGAGGGAAGUUUCUCUUACGACACUAAACUUUGUGAUCUCUGGGGAGGG
Candoia aspera is the source of this 1540-nucleotide messenger RNA. RefSeq names its product la-related protein 6-like. Gene Ontology annotation, molecular function: mRNA binding. The transcript has 3 exons. Gene Ontology annotation, cellular component: nucleus. The record is from RefSeq and is a predicted model, not a curated record. Bases 85 to 1518 code for a protein of 477 amino acids. Gene Ontology annotation, biological process: RNA processing. Lineage: Eukaryota; Metazoa; Chordata; Lepidosauria; Squamata; Candoiidae.